GGACGCCCGGGGGACAGAGCUGACGAGCAACGUUCCCGUACGGCCGUGGGAGGACCCUGCCUGAAUUCUGAUCCUUCCCGAAUUCAGUGCAGGGGCUUCGAAGCCUCCUGCCUCGGCUCCAAUCCAGCGACACCCUGCCCAUGUAAAUAUCCGCCUCCUCAGCCGGAUAUCUAGCCCCAGAGCCCCCUCCUCCUCCGGGUCGCGCCUCACUUCCUGUCCCUUCCUUUACCCCUUACCUCCUCUCUCCACCUUCACCCUCCCCUGCCGCCACCAUGGUCGACUGGAACUCGCAGACGGAGCUUAUCCUCGACUCCACCGUCUUCCUCAAGUUCAUGCACGCCCUCUCCGGCCUGUACUUCUGGGAGUUCGUCACCUCGCUCGACUUCGAGUUCGGCUUCUUCACCGGCAAGAAGCGCUUCCACUACCCCGCGGUGUUCUACUUCUUGAACAGAUAUUGCUUGUUGUUCACCAUGAUCGGCAUCUUGAUCGCGCUCGAUACAACGACCGAAAUCAACUGCCAGUCGCUGUACACAUUCAACCAGAUCAUGGGCCAGUCCGCUUCCGGCCUCGCGAGCAUCAACCUGUCGAUCCGCACGAUGGCGCUCUGGUCGCAUCACCGCUGGAUCGUCAUCCCCAUCAUCGUGAUUAUCCUCGGUCACUGGUCGCUCAUCUUGCAGGGUGUCCUCGUCAAGGCCUCGUGGGUUGACGGCCAGGGCUGCCUCGUCACCGGCUCGAACAACACCAUCCUCGCCGCGACGUUCAUCUACUCGAUGUGCUUCGACCUCAUCAUCCUGCUCCUCAGCAUGUACAAGCUCGUCAUCGGCGUCAAGGGCGGCCGCUCGCAGCUCAUGACCCUCCUCUUCAAGGACGGUCUCGUGUACUUCAUCAUUGCGUUCCUGUCCAACCUGCUGGCCACCGUGUUCAUCAUGUUGAACCUCAACGCGAUCAUGAGCGUCAUCUUCAACGUGCCCGCCGCCAUCUUCUCCACGAUCGUGGCCUGCCGCGCUGUCCGCCGACUGACGAACUUCUCCACUCGGGGACCCGAGGUCUUCUCGAGCGGGACUGGGCACAGCUUCCGCGUCGCGCACCCCGCAACGACCGCGAACACGAUCGGGAUCAACGCGGGCAUGCCCACGCGCGGCACGAUCAAGCACAAGUCCGAGCUCUCCAACGGCGUCCACGUCCAGAUGCAGACGUUCACCGUUGCGGACGAGGACCACCUCUCGGACUACAACUCCGAGGGCGACGGCCAGAAGACGAAGGUCGUCGACCCAGAGAUGGGCGACGCCGAGAUCAGCGCCGAGUUCAAGCGGCCGCCAUACUAGAGCACGCGAGACGUGCCACUCCUUUCCCCAGUCCCUCAUUCUACUACACUGGGAACCGCGCUUGCCCUUCGAGGAGGCCAACGAGCCGCCGCGCCGCCUGCGAGCGCGUGCGCGCGCCUUCAUUUUUUGACAGGUAUCCAUUGCAAUACCCCCGCAUCGCAUCGCACCCUACUACCCUACACCACACCGACACAUACCACUUCACAUUACCGCCACCCUGCCCCGUAAAAGUCGACCCCCGGAGGACCCUGGAGAAUUUGGAAGAUACGCCUGCUUGCUGGCUGCUGGCUGCUCGUUCAAUGCUCUGUACAUUUGCUGUGUAUAAAAAAUUCACCCACCCACGGGGCCCACCCACCCACUGUCGCUGCUCCAUAGCUGUCCACUCGUUUUGCACAAACACCUUCGCUCUUUUAGAUUCUGGAACAUAACGGACAUUUUUGGUUGAAGGCAUCUUAGGCUACUACGAUAGGAAUUGUGCACCCGCAGGCAUUAUGGUAUACCCCACCCGUGUAAUCGCAUGAGCACCCACUGCUGUUCUACCC
Molecule: messenger RNA, 1867 nt
Organism: Trametes versicolor FP-101664 SS1
Lineage: Eukaryota; Fungi; Basidiomycota; Agaricomycetes; Polyporales; Polyporaceae
Exons: 12
Coding region: 273-1325 (350 amino acids)
Source: RefSeq, a predicted model, not a curated record